GGGAGGCGGCGAUGCGCACGGCCGGAGAGACGCGGAGGAGGAGACAUGAGCCGGCGGGCUCCCAGACGGAGCGGCCGUGACGCGUUCGUGCUGCAGCCGCGCGCCCCGGUCCUGGAGCGCUGACCCCUGGCCCCGCGCAGCCCCGCGCCCCGGCCAGAGAGCGCGCCCUGACUGCCUAGCCCCGCUGCGCAUGCAGUCUUUGGAGUGAGCCGACCAGCCAGCCAACCUCCCCGCGGACGCCCGGCCGACCGGCCGGCCAGCGCUGAACCAGUUUCCCCCGCACCGGCCGGGCAGCCUCCUGCCACGGAGGCGGCCCGCCCCGCAGCCCCCCGCGCCAGCCCGUAGGGCGCAGCGCUCGGGAGGAGCCGCGCGGGGCGCUGAUGCCGCAGGGCGCGCCGCGGAGCGCCCCGGAGCAGCAGAGUCUGCAGCAGCAGCCGGCGAGGAGAGAGCAGCGGCGGCGGCGGCGGCGGCGGCGGAGGCGCCCGGUCCCGGCCGCGCUGAGCGGACAUGUGCAGGCUGGGCUAGGAGCCGCCGCCUCCCCCGCCCAGCGAUGUAUUCUGCGCCCUCCGCCUGCACUUGCCUGUGUUUACACUUCCUGCUGCUGUGCUUCCAGGUACAGGUACUGGCGGCCGAGGAGAACGUGGACUUCCGCAUCCACGUGGAGAACCAGACGCGGGCUCGGGACGAUGUGAGCCGUAAGCAGCUGCGGCUGUACCAGCUCUACAGCCGGACCAGCGGGAAACACAUCCAGGUCCUGGGCCGCAGGAUCAGCGCCCGCGGCGAGGACGGGGACAAGUAUGCCCAGCUCCUAGUAGAGACAGAUACCUUCGGUAGUCAAGUCCGGAUCAAGGGCAAGGAGACGGAAUUCUACCUGUGCAUGAACCGCAAAGGCAAGCUCGUGGGGAAGCCCGAUGGCACAAGCAAGGAGUGUGUGUUCAUCGAGAAGGUCCUGGAGAACAACUACACAGCCCUCAUGUCGGCCAAGUACUCGGGCUGGUAUGUGGGCUUCACCAAGAAGGGGCGCCCCCGGAAGGGCCCCAAGACCCGGGAAAACCAGCAGGACGUGCACUUCAUGAAGCGCUACCCCAAGGGGCAGGCUGAGCCGCAGAAACCCUUCAAGUACACCACAGUGACCAAGCGGUCACGGCGGAUCCGCCCCACUCACCCUGGCUAGGCGCCGCCGGCCCAUGCUCACAACCCCAGAGAACUGCAUCAGAGGAAUAUUUUUACAUGAAAAAAAAAAUAAGGAAGAAGCUUUAUUUUUGUACAUUGUGUUUAAAAGAAGACAAAGACUGAACCAAAACUUUCAGGGAGAGGGACGCUACGGAUUUUAUCAUUGACUUGAACGUCCCCCUCCCCCCCAUGACAAAAGACUCAUGCCAAGGGGACUGUGAUUGACCCAUCGGUGCUUGCGAGGAAGACUCGAAACUUGUCCCCUUGAGGAGGGCUUGAAUAGGAAAACCGACACUCUGAGAAACCAAAGUCCUUUUUCCCAAAGGUUCCGAAAG
Ochotona curzoniae (black-lipped pika) is the source of this 1508-nucleotide messenger RNA. RefSeq names its product fibroblast growth factor 18 (gene FGF18). The transcript is spliced from 5 exons. NCBI's taxonomy places the organism in Eukaryota, Metazoa, Chordata, Mammalia, Lagomorpha, Ochotonidae. Gene Ontology annotation, cellular component: cytoplasm. Gene Ontology annotation, molecular function: type 1 fibroblast growth factor receptor binding; growth factor activity; type 2 fibroblast growth factor receptor binding. The record is from RefSeq and is a predicted model, not a curated record. Gene Ontology annotation, biological process: fibroblast growth factor receptor signaling pathway; animal organ morphogenesis; positive regulation of cell population proliferation. The coding region runs from base 551 to 1174 and encodes 207 amino acids.